This is a messenger RNA of Cuculus canorus (common cuckoo), 3922 nucleotides long. It is a transcript of the gene RGS19, whose product is annotated as regulator of G protein signaling 19. The transcript is spliced from 6 exons. NCBI's taxonomy places the organism in Eukaryota, Metazoa, Chordata, Aves, Cuculiformes, Cuculidae. The coding region runs from base 16 to 810 and encodes 264 amino acids. The record is from RefSeq and is a predicted model, not a curated record.
CAGCACUCCCGAAGCAUGCGAGGGGUCCCAGGCUCCAUCCAGGAGGCGGCAGGGACGUUAGCCGGGGGGUCUCGGCAGCACGGCUCACCCGCGGGCUGGGGGGAGCGGAGAGCAGCAGAAGAGCCCCUAAAGCACGACCCAACGCCGUCCACCGUGUAUGAGGCUGGGACGCAGUACGCAGGACCCGCGUCCACAGAGACACCCCUUCCGAUGUCCCGGCAUGAGACUUCUCCGACAACGGUGCAACCCACUAGCAACCACCGCCCCAACGCCUGCUGCUUCUGCUGGUGCUGCUGCUGCAGUUGCUCAUGGAACGAGGACCGGGAGCGAGCAUGGAGGGCGUCCCGGGAGACCAAACUGGAGACCAUCCCAAACUGUGAAGCAUGUGCCAAACCCACGCCGGAGGAGGUGCGGGGCUGGGCCCAGUCCUUUGACAAGCUGAUGAAGAGCCCGGCGGGUCGCAACGUCUUCCGGGAGUUCUUGCGGACUGAAUACAGCGAGGAGAACAUGCUCUUCUGGCUAGCAUGCGAGGAGCUCAAAAACGAGUGCAACACCCACACCAUUGACGAGAAGGCCAGGAUGAUCUACGAGGACUACAUCUCCAUCCUCUCGCCCAAGGAGGUGAGCCUGGACUCGCGGGUGCGGGAGGUCAUCAACCGGAAGAUGCAGGAGCCGUCCUCGCACACCUUCGACGACGCGCAGCUCCAGAUCUACACGCUCAUGCACAGAGACUCCUACCCUCGCUUCCUGAACUCUGCCAUAUACAAAUCGCUGCUCCAGAGCGUCUCCCGCUCCUCCUCGGAGUCCUAAGGGUGCCCGCCGGCCGCGGGGAUGCUGGUAGGGAUGCGGUGGCCGGGGGCGGCUCAGUGCCUCUUCUCCUUGGUCGCCCUCCCUGCCAGGCCCCAGGUUUUUAGCUUUUUACCUAUGAACCAUCACCACAAGUCCUGGACCACCCUCCAGGACUGUCCCUGGGGCUGGUGCCGCUGCGGCAGCGCGGCUUGGGCCGGCUCAUACUACUGAACCCCUGCCCCAUCCCUGCCGCCGGCCGAGGAGCUGCGGAAGCUCGUGGGAGCGCCCAGUUCCCAGCUCCCCGUCCCUGGUUCCACCUGCCCCCCUGUUUUGAAGAGGUCACUUUAUCCCCUCUCCACCACACCUGGGGACAACAGCACGUCCCCGUUUCCCACCUGAGACCCAGUUGGGCACUGGGUUGGGGUUUUUUGGGGGGAGAGGUCAGAUGUUGUUGGUUGUUUUUUUUUUUUUAACUUUUUAUUUGAAAUGCUUUUUUUGUUGGCUUUUACUGGGGACUCGAGGGGCGGGAGGGGGGUUUGACAAGCGUCUCUGUAUAUAAAAAAACUUGUCAGGUUUACAUCGCUCUGCCUGUUUGAAGCAGCCCACGGGGUGGGAAAGGCAGCGCUCCAGCUCCAUUUGUGUUCCUGGAGGUUCCAGGGCUGGAUGGAGCAGUGGGCAGCAGCAGCCCCAGGGCUCUUGGUCCCUCCGUCUCCAAAGCUGGAUCUCCAGAGGGGUCAGAAGGGACUGUGGGGUCUGGGGGGUGGGCAGGGUGCUUCCUCCACCACUCCCCAUCGCAGGUGGAAGCACUGGUCCAGCUCCGGGACAUCACACACUUGGUACCGCAAACCCAGAGCAUCCUGCAUCCUCAGUUCAUGGAGCUGGCCGAAGGGGGAAACACACGUGCAGGUCAUGCAGUGCAGGAAAGACACUGGGGAGCUGGAGCGUGUCCAGGGGGCAAUGAAGCUGGUGAAGGAUCUGCACAAGUCUUAUGAGGAGCAGCUGGAGGCCUGGGGCUGUUUAGUCUGGAGGAGGAUGACGGGAGACCUCAUCGCUCUCUGCACCUCCCAGAAAGGACGUUUUAGUGAGGCAGGUGUUGGUCUCUUUUCCCAAGUAACAAGUGAUAGGAUGACAGGAAAUGGCCUCAAGUUGCACCAGGGAAGGAUUAAGUUGGAUAUUAGGAAAAAUUUCGCUACUGAAGGAGCGGUGAAGCCCUGGCAGAGGCUGCCCAGGGCAGUGGUGGAGUCUCCGUCCCUGGAGGGGUUAAAAUACCAUAUAGACAUGGCACUUUGUGACAUCCUUUAGGAGGCACAGAGGGCUUGGGCUGAUGGCUGAACUGGAUGAGUUUAGAGGUCUUUUCCAACCUCAAUGGUUCUAUUUGUCCUCCUUCAGACACCCACAGGCAUGGGACCCUGAGAGCAAAGGCUGUCACAAACGGGGAGAAGGCCAGGGCUCUGCCCUCAGGCCCAGCUCAGCACUGAGCAGCAGGCAAGGCUCCAUGUCGGAUGGGAAAUGGCCCAGAACAUAUACAAUAUCUGAACUUUCGUACAGCAGGAGGAAUGGGUUCCUGGAGCCCUGGCACCCCAAAUUAAAACAUUUCUGCCAGCAGCCCCUGCCUUCUGUGCCAAAACGAAGCCAAUGCCGGGGUCCUGCUGCAGAAAACCAACACUGCUCUUUGCUUCUCUUUACCCAGAACAGCCUGUGGUUUCCUAUUUAUCUCCCCCUUUCCCUCCUUCUCUUUCCAUCUCUUUCCAAGGAAAAAGGAGUGCUGGUUCUUUUUAUUGAAGAUAUUUUUUAAACAAACAAAAACAAUUCUCUUAGCUUUUUUUGUUUGUUUUCUUCCUCGUGGCACAACCAUGUGGAAAUUCAUGUCAGGAGCUUGAGUUUUGGUUGCCAAGCUGGAAAUACAGUUCAAGAAAAUGUAUUUUUGAGAGAAACCAGAGGUAGUUUGUUUGCUCUGGAAUGUUGGUAUUAUUAUUUGGUUGUUCCUGGCAGGUUUUCCCCUAUAAGCACUGAGUCUGUGCCACUGCAGCCCCGCAGCGUCCACACCCAGUACUGGGGAGUUUUGAGCUCUGGGUGCUCCAUUUGUUCUGGGAGUAUAGGAGAGCUUGGCAAAAUGGGGCCUCAGUUUGGAGGUUGAGUUUAGAAUCAUGGAAUGAUCUAGGUCGGAAGGGACCUCAAAGCCCAUCCAGUUCCAACCCCCUGCUACGGUCAGGAACACCUCCCACUGGAUCACAGUGCUCAAAGCCCAAUCCAACCUGGCCUUGAACACUUCCAGGGAUGAGGCUUCCACGACUUCUCUGAAGCCGCUGAAGAGCACAGCAGGGGAGUGGAGCAUCCUCCCAUGCUAUGGAUUUCUCAGCCUAUCUAGUCUGUCUUUUGUACCAUGGCUGAGCCAAGCCAGGUUGCUGGUGGCCUUCUUGGCCACCUGGGCCACUGGUGGCUCAUGUUCAGCCACUGCUGACCAACACCCCCAGGUCCUUUUCUGCCAGACAGCUUUCCAGCCACUCUUCCCCAAACCUGGAGCACUGCACAGAGUUGUUGUGACCCAAGUGCAAGAUGCGUCACUUGGCCCUGUUAAACCUCAUACAGCCAGGCGAGGGCGACCUGUACUGCCCACCCAGCCUCCUCGGAAGUUGGUGCAGCAUUUUCUUUCCCCGAGUUGACUAGGAACAAGCCUCGAUGCACUCAAGGUGUACCUACAGAAAGCUUCUUGCUUUCUGGUGGUCCAGGCAGUGUUCAGUCCCCAUCACCGGGACAAUGACCCUCUGUCCCACUCCCCAGCAGUUCCAUGCCACAAAAGCAGAAGCACUGCACACACAUGGCUCAAAUAAAAGUCAGAAACUGACAAAAAUGUUUAAUAUUAGUUUUGAAGAAAAAGUUACCAUACUUGAAGAUGAGAAAAUAACAACGAAGUAUGUGCGGUGAGCUCUCCUGCCAACCUGUCAGCCCACAACCGUGGCUCUCCACCCAAUUCCCAAGCGGAGAGGCAGACCUCCCCACCGCUGCUCUCUUCAGCGCGUGAUGAUGCGAACUGACGUGGGACACAAUACACAAUUGCCGUGGGAGCUGGCAGAUGGCGGCUGCACUCUGAUCUGUGUUGGGAUGCUGCUCUCGAGCCAUGGCACGUAUCAGC